UGAGAGCUAAGGUAUCUAGGUAUCUCGAGAUGGAUGGAGACCGACCUACGUCAUGGUCUCGACGCCCCCUUCUGUGAGAAUGAAGGCCUAUUUCCCUCUUCGCUGUAGCCAUAUAUUACUCGACAUCUUCUCCUUCGACUAAUUGUUUCGACUUCCUUCAUAUUUCUACUUGAACCUACUAUACCCCCAACAACUGCAAUUUUAUGAACAACUCCCUAUCAUACGCAUACUACUCAUUCCCACCAACAUCAAACCGUAUAUCUCCUUCCUCACAGCGUUCCACUAAUUCAACCCCAAUUGAACCACAAACCCCUACCAAACCCUCUAGAACUCCCCGCACAUCCAAACUCAUGGCUCCCACACCAGCGGCAGGCAAGACCGGCAGCACGCCGCGCACGCCUGGCAAGACACCCACGAAGCUAGGCAGGAAGCCACAAUCCGCCGUCAAGAACCCCUCAGAAUCCACUGCCGAGCCCAAAGACAAGGCAAAAGAACUCCCGGAGCAAACUGGGAACCAAGUGGAAAUGAAAGACGACGACGACGUCCGUACCGGCAAGGAAUCUCAGACCUCCGGUGAGCUUGAAGAGCAAGAGCCCAAACCUCUAGAAGACGACGAAGACACCACGGCCGGCGCAAAAGACACUACCGCAGGUGCCGAAGGUGAUGCUGAAGAUACCGCCGAUAACCUCACUGAGAAGGCUGGCGACACCGCCGACGAUGUUGAAGAUACAGAAGACACGGACGAGGGCCAGGACGUCGUAGGCGGUGCCACUGAAAGCGCACAGAAAAAGGGCGGUGACAUCCUUAGCGGCGCUAGAGGACUGGCAGGCCGCGCAUCAGGUCUCGCCGGCAAGGCUAGCAAAGACUCGAAAGAUACCGCGCAAGGAGCUUCCGAGCAUGUCCCGAGUGAUGCUGGCGAUGCGCAACAACCCCUGGACGAUGCCGCCGAGGGUGUGAAAGAGACCACGGAAGAGACCACGGAAGACCCCUCUGAAGACGCCGACAACACUGCCACCGACCUCAGGGACCAGGCUGGCGAAGCUGCUGGUCAGGACCUCCCCGACGUCCCCGAUCUCUCCAUCCUCAAGGGCCUCGAGGUCCAAGACGACGGAUUGGUCGUGAAUCAAGAAGGCAGUCCCAUCGGCAAGCUCGCCGAAGGCGACGCCGAGGACCUUGCUGGCUACCAGAUUGGCGACGAUGGCGAGAUUCUCGAUGACGACGGCGAUCUGGUUGGCCGCUGUGAACUUCUCCCCGACGCGCUCAAGGACCAAAUCCAGAAAGCGAAGGAGGAAGCCGACAGUGCUACUGGAAACGUUCCCGACGUCUCCAUUCUCAAGGGCCUUACUGUGGACGCCACCGGACAGAUCAUCAACGACGAUGGCGAUUUCAUCGGCCAGUUAGUCGAGGGAGACCCUGCGGAUUUGCAGGGUCGCGAGAUCAACGAGAAGGGUGAGAUCCUUGAUGAUGACGGUGAUGUCAUCGGCCGCGCCCAGGUCCAUCCCGACGCUGCGAACAUCGUCGACCAAGCCAAGGAGGGCGCCGAGGCCGCUACCGAGGAAGCUGGCGAUGUUGCUGGAGAGGCCGUCGAGGACGCCGCCGACGAGACCGGCGAAGCCAUCGACGGUGCUCAGGAGGCUGCUCCUGAACUUCCCGGCAUCGAAGCCCUCGAAGGAAAGAAGAUCAACGAAGAAGGCGAGGUUGUUGACGACGACGGCAAUGUGCUUGCUCAACUCGCCGAGGGUGAAGUUGACCAGGUCAAGGGCCUCACUCUAAACGAUCAGGGCGAGGUUAUUGAUGCCGACGGUAACGUCCUUGGCAAGGUGGAACUUACUGACGGCGCUGCUGAGAAGCUUGGCGAAUCCGUUUCCCCCCAUAUCCGCAUCUUGGAGGGCUUGAAGGUCAACAAGAAGGGCAAGGUCCUCGAUGAAGAGGGUGAAGUCAUUGGUGAACUCACCGAGGGCGAUGCCAAGGAUGUUGCCGGUAAGGCCAUCAACGGCAACGGCGAGGUCCUCGACAAGAGUGGCAAUGUCAUCGGCAAGGUGCAGGUAGUACCUGGCGACGCCGCGAACGAUGCCAUGGUGGCGCUCCAGGAACGCCUGGGCGACGUUGUGGAACCGCAAUUGAAGGAAACCGUUCCGGACCUCGACAUCCUGGAAGGUCUCAAGGUCAACAAGAAGGGACAAGUCCUGAACGAAGACGGCGAUCCGGUCGGUGAACUCAUUGAAGGAGAAAUCGCUGAUUGCGCUGGAAAGAAGAUCAAUGACCAAGGCGAAGUCCUCGACAGUGAUGGAAAUAUCAUCGGAAAGGUCCAGCCUCUCGCUCAGCAAGUUGGAGAGGACAUUGAGGGAGGCUCUGAAGCCGAUGAAGAAGCUGGUGAGGGCGACAAUCUCCCACCGCUCUCUAUCCUCGAAGGCCUCAAGGUCAAUAAGGCUGGCAAGCUCAUCAACGAUGACGGCGUUGUUGUUGGCGAGCUCACCGAAGGCGAUGCCAAGAGGCUCUCAAAGCUUGGUGUCACCUGCGAUGGUGAAGGCCAGUUCUGGGACUCCAAGGGCCGCGUCAUCGGCCGCGCCCAGACUGUUCAGGUCGAAGAACAUGAAGAAGAAGGACCGUUCGCCGGUCUUGAAGGCCUCAUUGUCACCAAGGAUGGAGGUGUCCAGGACGGAAACGGUAACAUCGUCGGCCAGGUAACCGAGGGCGAUCCGAAGAAGCUUGUUGGACGCGCCGUCGACGAAGAUGGAGACAUCAUCGACAAGCGCGGCAGCGUAGUCGGCCAUGCUGAACGCGUCGAUGAAGAGGAAGCACCCGAAGCCGAGCCCGUAGACCUCUCCAGCUUGGCAGGCCGCCCGUUGAACAAGCAAGGCAACAUCAUCGGCGACGAAGGUGUACCGAUCGGCCGCUUGGUCGAGGGGAACGCCAAGGAACUCUCCGGAAAGCAACCAGAUGCGGACGGAAACAUCUGGAAUGACUCCGGAAAGGUCAUUGGUCGUGUUGAUCUCAUUCCCGAGAAUGAGCGCGAGACGAAGCCGGAAGGCGUCUUUGGCGGUCUCCAGGGCCUCAAGGUGGCCGAGGGUGGCAAGGUCGUCGACGAAGAUGGAAACGAGGUCGGUCAGAUCGUCGACGGCAACGCGAAACGCCUCGUGGGCAUGUCUGUUGAUGAGGACGGAGACAUCAUCGACAAGUACGGGAACGUCAAAGGACAUGCCGAGCCCCUCGAGGAGGCCGAAGAGGAAGAAGUCGACCUGUCUAUCCUCGAUGGCAAGACUCUCAACAAGCAAGGGUUCGUUGUCGGCGAUGACGGUAUCCCCAUUGGACGUCUUGUUGAGGGUAACGCGAAGGACCUUGCUGGCCGCAAGUGCGACGGCGACGGUCAGAUCCACAACGACACCGGCAAGGUCGUCGGCCGCUGCGAACUCAUCCCCGAGAACGAGCGCGCCGGCCGCGGCGAAGGACCAUUCGCUGGCUACGAGGGCCUCCGCGUCAACCGUGACGGCAAGGUCGAAGACAUUGACGGCAAUGUUGUCGGCGUGCUAAGCGAAGGCGACUCGAAGCGUUUGGUCGGCCACCAGGUCGACGAGGACGGAGACAUCAUCGACAAGUAUGGCAACGUCAAGGGCCAUGCGGAUACAUGGCAGGAGGAGGAAGAGGCGCCAGAAGACCUCUCGGCGCUGGGUGGAUGCACGGUCAACAAGGCUGGCAACGUCGUCGACUCCUCCGGCAAUGUCGUCGGCCGUGUUGCUGAGGGCGAAGCCAAGCAGAUGGUCGGCAAGAAGGUCGACGGCAAAGGUCAGAUCUGGGACAAUGCGGGCAACGUCAUCGGCCGCGCAGAGAUUGUCAAGGGCGCCGACACCACUCCUGACGGACCGUUCUCUGGUUUUGACAGCCUCACUGUUGUGAAAGACGGCACCGUGCAGACCCCUGAUGGCUCCAUCGUUGGUCGCAUCAUUGAUGGAGACAUCAAGAAGCUUGUUGGACAUCACCCAGAUACGGACGGGGAGAUCCAGGACAAGAACGGCAAUACUAUCGGCAAGGCAGAGCGCUGGGAGCCCGAGGAGAAAGAGCGCGUCGUCAGCCCGAUGUCCGGUCUUCGCGUCAACAAGGAGGGUGAAGUGCGAGACAACAAUGGAGACAUCCUUGGACGUCUCACAGCUGGCGAUCUUGGUCACUGUGCUGGUAUGGAGGUUGACGACAAUGGAAACGUUGUCGACAACGACGGCAACAAGGUUGGAGAAGUAACUCUCCUCGAGCACAUCCAGGAGGAAGAGCCUGAGGAGAAGACCGAGGAUGCCGAACUGGCCGACAAGAUGGCCAACAUCUGCCAGCAGACUUUGGAGCGCAUCCAGCCUGUAUGCAAGCAGAUCACCGAUUACAUCGAAAAAGCAGAUAGCACCCCUCGCGAAGAGCUCGACGAAGAAGAGCUCGUCAACAACGUCAAGCCUCUCAUCGAAGAAGGCGGCCGCAUCCUCCAAGAAUGCAAUGGCGCCCUCCGCGGCCUCGACCCGGACGGCCGCAUCGCCUCGCAAGCCAAGGGCCGCGCCGCCACACGGGAGGCCACUCCGGAGGAAUACCGGCUCGCGGACCUCCUCAAGGAACUCACCACUACCGUCGUUACGACAAUCGACAAUGCGAAGAAACGCAUCUCGGACAUGCCGCAUGCGAAGAAGAAGCUGAACCCCCUGUGGUCGCUGUUGACGGAGCCGUUGUUCCAGAUCCUGGCGGCGGUGGGGUUGUUGUUGGCGGGUGUGUUGGGGCUUGUGGGACGAUUGCUCAGUGGGCUGGGCUUGGGUGGCCUGGUCAAUGGCCUGCUGGGAGGAUUGGGCAUUGAUAAGUUGCUUGGUGGGCUAGGGCUAGGAAGCAUCACGGAUGCUUUGGGUGGUGGGAAGAAGGAUAAGAAGAAGGGUGGUGCGGGCUCGUUGCCGUUGGUUGGUGGAUUGCUUGGUGGAGGGAAGUAAGCUAGCUGUUGGAUUCACAGGUUGAUGAUUUCGGCUAAAAGUUUUCUUGUCUCGAUAUGAGUGUACGAUUCUUGAUGUUCUUUUCAUAUGUAUCACGGCUGGGGCGUUGGGAAUGGUCUUUCCUUUACCUUGUAUAUCUAGACGAUAAUGAGAUCAGUUCACUGAAAUAUUCUCUUGGAUCAACAGGCUUCUAUGAUCCGUAUCCCUUGUCUGGGUUAAGCAGUAGGAGAUCCGUACUAGCACGAUACUCCACUGGCCAUCGCAUGUGUAGUGGUAGGAGUCAGUAA
Molecule: messenger RNA, 5236 nt
Organism: Eremomyces bilateralis CBS 781.70
Lineage: Eukaryota; Fungi; Ascomycota; Dothideomycetes; Eremomycetales; Eremomycetaceae
Exons: 2
Coding region: 204-4949 (1581 amino acids)
Source: RefSeq, a predicted model, not a curated record